GAGCUUUCGUAUUCUGAUCCUGGCUUGUGCCUUUCCUAUUUGGCGCAUUCGAUGUUGUUUGUCAACAACCUGUACCACAACGGUUCGGAGGAGCAAAAAGAGAGGCUGCUGCCUUCGGUUGUCUCGGGCGAGCUGAUCGGCAGUAUGGGCAUGAGUGAAGUGGGGUGCGGGACGGAUGUGAUGGCAAUGACAACGAGAGCUACUCCAGAUAGGGAUGGUUGGAG
This is a messenger RNA of Perkinsus marinus ATCC 50983, 224 nucleotides long. Its product is annotated as electron transport oxidoreductase, putative. The transcript has 2 exons. The annotation marks the transcript as partial. Gene Ontology annotation, biological process: L-leucine catabolic process. Lineage: Eukaryota; Perkinsozoa; Perkinsida; Perkinsidae. The record is from RefSeq and is a predicted model, not a curated record. Gene Ontology annotation, molecular function: 3-methylbutanoyl-CoA dehydrogenase activity; flavin adenine dinucleotide binding.